Messenger RNA from Aspergillus alliaceus, 1211 nucleotides. RefSeq lists its product as uncharacterized. The transcript has a single exon. Bases 66 to 1073 code for a protein of 335 amino acids. The record is from RefSeq and is a predicted model, not a curated record. NCBI's taxonomy places the organism in Eukaryota, Fungi, Ascomycota, Eurotiomycetes, Eurotiales, Aspergillaceae.
GUACAAAAGGGUCGGGAGAUCGCAAUGUCCUUGUACUCGAUCUUUCCCACGCACUUGGGAGUCAUAUGUUAACAAUGUUCAUCCUUCGAAGCCUGAGCCUUGGGCUCUAUGCCAUGACUUUGACCAUUAUCACCCCAAUACUAGCACUGCCUUAUGCCCCAAGGACAACAGGCUCCCCCGUAUCGGUCACGUUUCAGUUCAAUAGGAACGGCACAUGGCUUGAGAACCUUGCCGUCCGACCCAACGGAGAGCUCCUCGUCACCCGCCUCGAUGUCCCCGAACUUUGGCUGGUCAACCCAGCCACCAACAACGCAAAAGAAGCCGGCUCACUACUAUACAGCUUCCCGAACGCCACCAGCCUCCUCGGCAUCACUGAAAUAGACACCGAUGUCUACGCAGUAGUCGUCGGCAAUUUCUCUAUCUCAACGGUCACCAGCACACAGGGCUCCUACUCCAUCUGGAGCAUUGACCUCUCCAGCUCAAAACCUACCGCGAAAGUCCUGGCCCCGAUCCCGGAAGCCAAAUUUCCCAAUGGCAUCGUGCGCUUUGGACAGGACCUCCUCCUCAUCACCGACUCCGCCAAGGGCGUCAUCUGGCGUCUGAGUCUGUCAACGGGAGAAUUUUCGCAGGCCCUGUCUGACACAACAAUGCUCCCUGCAGAGGGUCAGCCAAAUGCUGUGGGAGUCAAUGGAAUUGAUGUGCGCGGGAAAUAUGUUUAUUACACAAGCACUACGCAGAUGCUAUACGCGCGGGUUCCUGUUGAUGAGAAGGCGACUGCGACUGGGCCCGUCGAGAUCAUCGCUAGUAGCUUCACGCCAGACGACUUUAUGCUGACACGUGAUGGAUCGGCGUAUAUCUCUACCAACCCGCAGAAUGGGGUGGUGAAGGUUGACCCCCACGGCAGAGUGAAGCUGCUGGCUGGGAAUGCAUUUAAGAUUGAGGUCGGGGGUUCCACUGCGGUUGCUAGUAGCAGAGAUGGUUCAGUUCUCUAUGUUACUACUAGUGGGGCGCAAUUCUCGCCUAUCUUGGGCAAGACGAUUGAACCAGCUAAGGUUGUGGCUGUCCGUGUUUAGGGAAGUUGCAUGUAUACGGUAUAUGUGGUUAUACGUGGUGGAAUAGGCGGGGUUUGGGAGGAUUAUAGAUCAACAAACGUAGAUCGAUGUCAUCACAGAAAUUGGAGGCUAAUUUAAGGACGGGCUUGCAUGGCAACU